AUGGACGAGAUCGUACAGCACUUGUGGAUCGGCGAACUGGACUCGUGCAUGACGAGUGACUACCUGGGGAAGGCAAACGUUACACGAAUAGUUUCGUGCAUGCGAAAUCCCCCAUCGCCACCCGCGAAAAUCCCAGUCGAGGGUAGUGCUGCAGUGCGCUCCAUUUCUCCGGCGGAUAUCUUUGUCGUGCCUUUUGAUGAUUUGGACGAGUCGCCCAUGUAUGUGUACUUUGGAAAGGUGAACCGGUUUAUCGCCGAAGGACUGCAAGAAAAAUGGAAUCCCAUGGACCGGCACGACGACGAGGAAAUCGAAGGAUUGACCAUGCGCGACGGAAAACAUGGCGUGUGGACCUCUAGAGCGCCAGGCUCUGUGCUACGUGACUAUGUGCGCAGCGUAUUUGAUGUGGAGUCGUUGCUUUUGAUCCGGCGGCAACGCUCGGUUGCAAACCCCAACAAGGGUUUUUUACGGCAACUCGAGCUGUACCAAAAGGAGCGGUAUACCAUUAAUCUGCAGAGCCCCACGGUACGACGUUUCCUCAUCGGGCAGACCAACGCGCUCGAGGAUACCAUCCAGCCAGAUGUGUUCCUCAACGCGGGCACAAACGACAACUUUUCCGAUAUUGUUCCAGCGCCGCGCUUAGCCCGCGUGCGCUGCAAGAUCUGUCGCCAGGAGCUCGCGUACGAGUGCCAGGUGGUGGUGCACACGCCUGGGAAAGGCGCGCUUGCGUUCGAGCCGCACAAACGCGACCCUGGCAGCCAUACACGUACACCACUGCCCACGCAAGAUCCAGCCAUGCGAGUACAUCUUGCUCCUCAGCUCGUGCAAAGGCAGCUGCUCGCGCCGCAGUGCUCUGCCUACUUUGUCGAGCCGCUCACCUGGAUGCGCACCUCGUCUGGGCUGACUGAUGGCGUGUACGGGGAUCGCAUCCUUUGUCCCAAUACACGCUGCAAUGCGAAACUAGGCACUUGGACUUGGGCCGGCUCCCAAUGCGCGUGCGGUGCUUGGGUUACGCCGGCAUUUGCGCUCCAGCGUGCCAAGGUCGAUUUGCUAUGA
Messenger RNA from Malassezia vespertilionis, 1053 nucleotides. RefSeq lists its product as uncharacterized. The transcript has 5 exons. Bases 1 to 1053 code for a protein of 350 amino acids. Gene Ontology annotation, cellular component: nucleus. The record is from RefSeq and is a predicted model, not a curated record. Gene Ontology annotation, biological process: protein dephosphorylation. Lineage: Eukaryota; Fungi; Basidiomycota; Malasseziomycetes; Malasseziales; Malasseziaceae. Gene Ontology annotation, molecular function: protein tyrosine/serine/threonine phosphatase activity.